Cyprinus carpio (common carp) is the source of this 851-nucleotide messenger RNA. RefSeq names its product ribonuclease inhibitor-like. The record is from RefSeq and is a predicted model, not a curated record. The coding region runs from base 1 to 819 and encodes 272 amino acids. NCBI's taxonomy places the organism in Eukaryota, Metazoa, Chordata, Actinopteri, Cypriniformes, Cyprinidae. The transcript has 6 exons.
AUGACUUUAACCACUGCACCCUCAAGAAGGUUUUUGAAAAGUCCUGCUGCAGAGGAAGCGUGUGACUAUCUCACUACAUUUCUGGGUAAAAAUCCAUUACUACUGAAAGAACUGGAUCUGAGCAGAAUUGAAUUAGGAGUUCUGGGUGGGGAGAAACUCUCUGCUCUUUUGAUGGACUCUCACAGCAAAGUGGAGAAAAUAAAGCUUUCAGACUGCAGCAUUACAGAAGAAGGUUAUAAAGCUCUGGCUUCAGCUCUGAAAUCAAACCCUUCACACCUGAUAGAGCUGGAUCUCACAGGAAAUGAUCCUGGACAAUCAGGAGUGAAGCAGCUCAGUGAUUUACAAAAGGGAUGGUGGAAUUCACUGAAAACAACACUGAGGUUUUUGGGUCCUGCUGCAGAGGAAGCCUGUAAGUAUGUGACUGGAAUUGUGGGUACAAACCCAUUACUCCUGAGAGAGCUGAAUCUGAGUGAACAUCAACUAGGAGACAAACAAGUGAAUCAGAUCACUGCUCUACUUCAGGAUAAACACUGUAAAUUAGACAUAAUUCAUCUGCGUAAGUGUGGUCUAACAGAGAAAAGCUGUUCAGCUCUCGCUACAGUCCUGAAAUCAAAUUCCAGUCUGAAAGAACUUGACAUGAGUGACAAUAAUCUGCAGGAUUCAGGAGUGAAGAAACUCCUGGACGGAUUAGAAAAUACAAACUACACACUGGAGAACCUCAGGUUAAAUAAAUGUAACUUAACAGACAGAAGCUGUUCAGCUCUGGCCGCUGUUCUUGGAUCAGAUACCAGUCUGAAAAGAGCUGAACAUGAACAAUAAUAAUCUUCAGGAUUAAGGAGUGAAGGUGCUCU